This is a messenger RNA of Trypanosoma cruzi, 1566 nucleotides long. RefSeq lists its product as uncharacterized. The transcript has a single exon. The coding region runs from base 1 to 1566 and encodes 521 amino acids. Gene Ontology annotation, biological process: lipid metabolic process. The record is from RefSeq and is a predicted model, not a curated record. Lineage: Eukaryota; Euglenozoa; Kinetoplastea; Trypanosomatida; Trypanosomatidae.
AUGAGAAGCUCUGUGUUUUGUCUGCGAACGCAUACGCAGCUGUUAUGGAGGGCACGGUCUUUGGCUUCUUGCGUGGGUGAUAAGGUGCGGGUAUUUCCCAGCGAUUUCAUUUGGCCACUUUUUUUAUUGACUGGGAACUACGUCCACGUGGGUGUGAUUGCCUACCGUACUUUUAUCCACUUCCGUUUGCGCCAGGCGCUACGCAUUACCAUCGGUGUGCCUGUGAGCGCCAUCAUGCUCUAUAUGGUUUAUGCCUCUUGGGCCUGGUACCCGGAGCCUGUCGCCGCAAUAGACACAAGCUCGGUUGCAGGAUGCCGGCCCGUGUUUUCUUCCACCGCUGAACUUUUGGACUUCGCUGGCACAUGCUCUCGCCGUUACCACCGACUCUCUGAGAAGGGAGAGGAUAUGAAUUCUGCCUGCAGGAAUGAGUUGCUGGGUGACAUGCUCGCCAUCUUGCGUUCUAUCGCGGCUAUUGAGGGGAGUUUUGAGGAAAGGGAGCUAGUGACGGCCUCUUUGACCGUCAUGGAUCCAUCACGUGGGGUGGAGCAGGAGGCGUCACCCGCGGAGGUGAUUUUGCGCACCGUACUGUUUGUGUCACUGGAUCAAGGGUGGUUUGAUAUUGUGGAAGAAGCGCGUAAAAUGUAUGGAAAUCUUGUGCGAGAGCGCCCUGUGCCGCCGCAGGCAAACGUUACGAGUGCCGUGGCGGAUUUAUGCGCACUCUCGUACGAAUUGGAGCGUUGCACGAGUCCGGCGGAGGUGACAAUGCCGCAGCGCCAACGUGUGGCACGGGCCAUUGACGCGUUUCGUCCAGGGAAAUCGGUGAGGGAGCGCUGCACCAUUGCAGCGGAGAUCGACGUUCUCCCUCUUGUGGAUCUUGACAAGACGACUCGCUGCCUCAUGCUGACACGUCAUAGUCCUGGGCGGCGACCGCAGUUAAUCAUCACGUUUGUCGGUACAAAUAGCGUGCGGAAUUGGUGGACGAACCUUUGGUGUACCAUGCGGGAGCUUCCCCCGGUGUUUGGCGUACAGGCGUAUGUUCACAGGGGUUUUUUGGAGCUACUAGAGUCGAUUGCGUUUGAGGAGGUUGCAAAGGACUUUGAUCAAAUUAUCCUUAUAGGCCACAGCAUGGGUGGGGCUCUUGCGCAACUCGCCGGUCUCUACUUGGCGAACGAGAGGCCUGAGAGGCGAGUCACGGUCUUGACUGUGGCCUCGCCUCGUGUCUUUGCCUCCCGUCAAUGGUUUUGGCAAAGAAUUGCUGGUUGGGUUUUCAUUCUCAACGGGAAGGGGAAUGAUGCGGCAAUUGCACUUCCCAGCAACUGCCGUCAUAUACGUACCUUCAUGUGUGCGGAUGUGGUUCCGCGGCUACCUCCCGCCUUUCUUGGAUACCAGCAUUUGGGCACACCGCUGCCGCUGCACACGGGAUGCCCCACGCGCAUGUCUUAUUUGGGUUGGGGGCUGUGGUCCUGCUUGUUUCACACUGCAGAUAUGUACAAGGCGGUGCUGGAGCGACCUGCCGUGGCACAGCUUCACAGAUACGAAGCUAUGUCUACAUCUUGUGCGCGCUGA